This is a messenger RNA of Prosopis cineraria, 1006 nucleotides long. Its product is annotated as phosphoenolpyruvate carboxylase 2-like. The record is from RefSeq and is a predicted model, not a curated record. Gene Ontology annotation, biological process: tricarboxylic acid cycle; carbon fixation; leaf development. The annotation marks the transcript as partial. The transcript is spliced from 6 exons. NCBI's taxonomy places the organism in Eukaryota, Viridiplantae, Streptophyta, Magnoliopsida, Fabales, Fabaceae. Gene Ontology annotation, cellular component: apoplast; cytosol; chloroplast. Gene Ontology annotation, molecular function: phosphoenolpyruvate carboxylase activity.
AUGGGUUCCAUUGAUACUCCAACGAGGUUGCUGGCGCUGCCGGGAGAUUUAUGCGAUUAUGAUGCUUUGUUGAUGGACCAGUUCCUUAACGUUCUUCAGGAUUUGCAUGGCAAAGACAUCACACAAACGGUUCAAGAUUGCUAUGAGCUGUCUUCUGAGUAUGAAGAAGAGCAUGACCCUGACAAGUUGAAGCAGCUCGAGAACAAGCUGACUGGUCUUGAUGCUGGGGACUCAAUCAUGGUGGCCAAGUCAUUUUCUCACAAGCUGAAUUUGGCCAACUUGGCUGAGGAAGUUCAGAUGGCCUACCAAAGAAAGACUGAGUUAAUAGAGAAUUGUGACUCGGAUGAUGAGAACACUGAAUCAGACAUUGAACGGACCUUCAACAAGCUUGUGAAGAAGAAGACUCCUCAAGAAGUUUUUGAUGCUUUGAAGAACCAAACUGUAGAUUUGGUCCUUACUGCUCAUCCUACUCCGUCUGUCCGUAGGACAAAGAUUACCCCCUCUUUCAGGAUAAGGAAUAUCUUAAUCCAACCCAUUCAAGAUAUAACACCAAUAGAUAAGGAGGAUCCUCUUGUAAAGCUACAGAGAGAGAUUCAUGCUGCAUUUUGUACAGAUGAAAUUAGAAGGAGUCCUCCAACCCCUCAAGACGAGAUGAGGGAAGGAAUGAGCUACUUUUAUGAAACAAUCUGGAAAGGUGUGCCUAAGUUUUUGAGGCGAGUUGACACAGCUCUGAAGAACAAUGGAAUAAAUGAACGUGUGCCAUAUAAUGCCCCUGUUAUUCAAUUCUCUUCUUGGAUGGGAGGGGAUCGUGAUGGAAAUCCCAGAGUAACCCCAGAAGUUACUAGAGAUGUUUGCUUACUGGCUAGAAUGAUGGCUGUUAACUUGUACUUCUCUCAGAUAGAAGGUCUUAUGUCUGAGUUGUCAAUGUGGCGCUGCAAUGACGAGCUCCAUGUUUGUGCUGAUAAACUCUAUAGUUUGUCAAAGAGGGAUGCAAAACGUUAUAUUG